AUGAGGUCGCAUCUGGAGCACCUCUCCAACAUCUCGCCCAUCACCUCUCUCGCCUUUCUCGACACCAAGUCUUCUCCACCGCUCCUCCUUGCCGGCGAAGGCCCGUUCGUUAAGGUAGUUUCUACAGGUCCAUCAGGUAUUUUAAAAUCCUUGGGGCCGGUCCGUGUCUUUACGCGCGAACGAGUUCAUGGCAUCACUCUCACCCACGAUGAAUCACACGUUCUUUUCUGGGGUGGUCGUAGCAUCUUCACCACCUCUGUCUCCUCUCUGCUCUCACCAGGUCCGAAGCUAGAUGAGAUAAAAGCCCAGGAUUGGAUAUUCCAUGCAGUCUUUCUUCCCACAACUAAUGGGAGUAUCAAAAUUGUUGCGAUCACAGCUCACAACUCGCUCCUCCUCUACACCCCCGAGUCAGGGUGGGCCGAACUUGCAUCCGGAGAGCGGUGCAUGCUUUACUCGGCUCACCUCUUACACCUUCCUGCCAACUCGAGGAGCGGAGAGUCGGAAAGGAUACUAAUUGCAGCCGGAACUGUAUUUGGGGAGAUCCUCUUGUGGUCAACUGUGCUAAACCCCAUCAACCAGAAGUGCUCCGCCGAACUGCAUUAUCGACUGCUCGGUCAUGAAGGUUCUAUCUUUGGUGUCAACAUCUCGCCUCUGUAUUCCGAGAGACGUUAUCUUGCAUCUUGCAGCGAUGAUCGUACAGUUCGUGUCUGGGAUGUUUCCAAUCUGUCUGUUUCAGGCACCCCCGAAGAUGUGAGAGAUGGCACGCUUAAAAAUACUGGAUUUGGCCAUAUCUCGUCCACAAAAGGCGGUGAAUGCGUCUCCCUAGGCUGGGGUCAUACCGCACGUAUUUGGGGUGUCCGCUUUCUUCCAGAUCUCACAGAAAAUGGGCAAAUUAGGAUCGUCUCUAUUUCCGAAGACUUAACAUCUAAAUUUUGGGUCUUUAACCCCUCAAGCACUAGAGUCCCUACCGGGAAGAAUCCUGCAGUAGAGCUAAUAAAUACAGCGACAUAUCUUCUACAUAGCGGAAAACAUAUUUGGUCCUAUGAUCUUCACUUUGAGCGUGGUCUCCUUGCGACUGGGGGAGCAGAUGGGAGGGUAGGAUUAGUUGAAUACAAUCCCAUUAAAGGAAAGGAGGAAGAGGAAUGGGAUAUGGGGACUGUUCUUUCGAAUAUUGGCACGAAUCAGUUGAAAGGAUCUAAGGAUACAUUCAAAUCUUACGCCGUGUUGGACUCAAACCGCUUUCUUGUCACCACCUCACAAGGGAGGCUAUUGACCUAUAAUCUAUCUACAAAAGCAUGGACGCUUAUCACACAAUGUGAGAGCUUAAGUAGUUGGAGCCUUGUAGCAUCCUGGGAGGAUGAAGGAAUGGUAGCGCUUGGAAAUGGCAGGGGAGAGGUGGGAGUGUGCUAUGUUGAUAGAAAUGGAGAGGUGGAGUGGUGGCAGGCCGGCGGGGAAGAGGAACGCGGGAAGGUCGGUGGUAUUUGGACUAGCAUAGGACCCGGAGGAGAAAACUCUGGGAAAACUUAUAACAUCCUUACAACCACCCUCUCCACGACUAUUUUCACCCUUCACACAUUCACUCGCGUUCUCAAUACUACCACUCAUUCACCCCCUCUCCAGCUCAUUUCCCCCGUUGAGGAAAACACCAAGAGAUUUCUUCCAACCUCUCUCUACAUAUCCCACACAAAUACAACCCCUCUUAUAUUUCUUGGUUCCCGAAAUGGCGCACUUGCUGUCUACUGCCGUACCACUGCUGCCCUUCUAGGAGUAUAUCACAAUAUCCACUCUAGUGACGCAAUCACCUCCAUCACACCCUAUCCUUCUCCCACAUCAAGUCUCUCAAAUUCCUCCGUAAGUAUACAGACCGUUGGCCGCAACGGUGGACUCGCAAUUCAUACCUUUGCUCUUUCCCCAGAGCCCUCACUAUCAACAAUCCACUCUACGGCACCAACAAAUUGUAAUGUUAUUGAAGGCGCUUCAUCUUCCUCUCAUAAACACAUUUGGGGCUUCCGUGGCAAGAACUUCUUUGUGCACGACGAAGGAAAGGGUGUUGAUAUUGCUGUUGUAGAAUGCGGGGGCGCACACCGCGCUUGGUGCCUGUAUUGGAAGGAAAGCACAGGCUGGUUGGUUUGGACUAAGGCUUCAAAGGUUCAUAUUGCCCCACUCCCGCUGUACCCCCAGCGUCCUCUGACACUGGGACUUCAUGGACGGGAAAUCAAGUCUAUUGCGUUUGCGCCUUCUACGGGCCUCCUGGCUACUGGUGCAGAGGAUACGCUUAUCCGCAUUAGUUCCGUCAACACCAUUACUGGGAGCGUAGAAGGUAUUGCAGUUGUAAAGUGGCACACAACGGGUGUUCAGCAGCUUGUAUGGAGUGAGUGUGGGGGAUGGCUCUUCUCUAGUGGUGGGGUUGAAGAGCUCGCGGUCUGGAGAGUCAGGGAUGGCGGCGUAGUAAGGGAGGCGAAAGGGCCUUGCGUAGACGGAGAUCUGAGGAUCCUGGGCCUUGGGGUUAUAGAUGUCCAUGGAAAGGAUGAUCAAAAGGUCGGGUUUGUGGUGGGCGCGGGAUUGAGUGAUAGUAGUAUCAAGGUUUACUACUACUCACUCGCCUCGCGCUCAUUCACUCUCUUGUCGCAGGGUCGGUACAAGACUAAUUGUAUCCUCCAAACUACCUUCACUGUACACCAUAGCACUGGCAAGGUCCAUCUUUUUAUUGCCGCCACAGAUGGGUAUGUCACUGUCUACGAUCUUUCGUCACUCUUGCAGUCUUUUGGGUUCAGCAUUUCCCGCGGAGGACUAUUGCUGCAGGAGAGUAUAGGGCGGGUAGAGAUGGUGAAACUUCCAGAGAUACUGUUGACGAAACGAGUUCACCAGAGUGGUGUCAAGGCCUUUGAAGCUCUUGUUGGUGAGGCUGGGGACGUAGUAGUUUAUACCGGAGGCGACGAUUGUGCGUUAGGGAUUACGAGGGUUAGGUUUAGCGGAGAAGAAGGCGCGCGGGCUGAGACCUUCAUGGUGCCAAGGGCACAUGCCUCUGCUGUUACGGCUAUAGUGGUUAUGGGGUCGAGGGUAGUGAGUUCUGCGGUUAGUCAGGAGGUUAAGGUGUGGGAUAUGGAGAUGACUGGAGAUGCCGUAAAAGUGAGGUUGUUGGAAGAGGGAUAUUCAUGUGUUGCUGAUGCGGUAGGGGCUGUAGGUGUAGAGGGUAGAGAAGGAGAAGACGGAUGGGUAAUUGUGGGAGGUGUUGGAGUUGACUUCUGGAAGGUUAGAUGA
This is a messenger RNA of Morchella importuna, 3261 nucleotides long. RefSeq lists its product as uncharacterized. Gene Ontology annotation, cellular component: cytoplasm. The record is from RefSeq and is a predicted model, not a curated record. Gene Ontology annotation, molecular function: protein binding. The transcript has 4 exons. Gene Ontology annotation, biological process: tRNA methylation. Bases 1 to 3261 code for a protein of 1086 amino acids. NCBI's taxonomy places the organism in Eukaryota, Fungi, Ascomycota, Pezizomycetes, Pezizales, Morchellaceae.